AUGCCUAAAUCUCAUCCCGAGGCCAGUAAAGGUCAGAUGUGCUUCAAUUGUGUUACGUCAGCCGAGGCAUUAGAACAGAUCCAGGCCGGUUUGACUCGAAUUGCCGUAUCACAUCCUGCGUCGAAGGUGAACGAAGAAGGACCAUUUGCACCCAUUGAGACGGCUGAAACGGUAACGUAUGCGUUACUUCAGCAGACAACUCGCCGAUCGGCCGGGCUACCGUAUUUUAUCCAAGGGAUCAUAAUCGAGCUGAUCCGAUAUUCAUCCUCAAAAGUCUCUCUACUAGACUCUCUUAUGCGACAUUUGAUGAGCGUGAUUGACACCCAUCUCGAGCGAUUUGAGGCCGGCCUACAUCUGAGCUCAUUGAACCACAUGGCUUCAGCAUCAGCAAUUGCCGUGCACGGCUCCAAGUGUUCAGCCACUAUCAAUCUGGAAAUUGAGGUAUAA
Protopolystoma xenopodis is the source of this 447-nucleotide messenger RNA. The record is from the annotation of a GenBank genome assembly. Lineage: Eukaryota; Metazoa; Platyhelminthes; Monogenea; Polystomatidea; Polystomatidae.